This is a messenger RNA of Rhopilema esculentum, 1859 nucleotides long. RefSeq names its product RUS family member 1. Lineage: Eukaryota; Metazoa; Cnidaria; Scyphozoa; Rhizostomeae; Rhizostomatidae. The record is from RefSeq and is a predicted model, not a curated record.
AUCAUCGAAUGGAAACGAGGCUUUGAGUGGAUGGCAGUGGCAGUGGCCUAGCUACUUGACAUUUCAUUUUCCAAUAUGAAAAUUUUUGUUGAAGAAAGAUAUGGCAGUGAAAUUGUCGGAGCCUACAGAAUAGACCCUCUGCAGAAUGGACGCUUGACUGCAUUAUCUAAAAAUCAAAAUUCUGGAAGAACUAAGAGCUUCCUCUUGAGACUCCGCCGCUUGCUAACGACUGUUUUUCUGCCACAAGGAUACCCAGAAAGUGUCAGUGAAGAUUACCUUGAAUAUCAAAUUUGGGAUACUGCCCAGGCCUUUUGUUCUUCAAUCACUGGAACCCUUGCUACAAGAGCAGUACUCAAAGGAUAUGGCGUGGGUGAUGAGACAGCAACAGCAACUGCAGCUACAAUAACAUGGAUGCUUAAAGAUGGAACUGGGAUGCUAGGAAGGAUUCUUUUUGCAUGGAGCAAAGGGACACAACUAGACUGUGAUGCAAAAAGAUGGAGGUUGUUUGCAGAUAUUUUGAAUGACAUGUCAAUUUUGCUGGAUCUAGUUUCACCUUUAUUCAAGGGAUAUUUCACAUUUAUAGCAUGUCUAUCAGGAAUUGCUAAGUCCAUAGUUGGUGUAGCAGGUGGUGCAACCAGGGCUUCAUUAACACAGCAUCAAGCUAGAAGAGAUAACAUGGCCGAUGUUUCUGCUAAAGAUGGCAGCCAGGAGACCCUUGUAAACCUAAUGGCAUUGAUUGCUGGACUGAUCAUAACUCCUUUAGUUGCCAAUAGUUCAUUAUUAGUCUGGGUGCUGUUCGCAGUGUUCACAUUUCUACAUUUGUAUUCAAAUUACAAGGCAGUUUCUGCGGUCGUCAUGGAAACUGUCAAUCUCCCUCGUUUCCAUAUUCUUGUAAGCAACUAUUUAAGCUCAUUGAGAAUACUUACUCCAAGAGAUGUGGGUAGAAAAGAUCCAGUAAUCAGAGCUCCUGGUUAUCGAAUAACAAUGAAACUUGGGUGUAAACUUUCACAGGUAGUUAAAAGUUCCAAUGAAUUCAAAAAUUCUAUCACAAACACAUUUGAUGCAAAAUACAUUUUGCGACUCGAUUUAGAAAGUAAAAAUAAAAAAGGAAUGGUAAAAAUUGCGCUCCACAAAGAUAUUACGCACAAAGAUCUUGCGGAAUGCUGCUUUGUGGCCUUUGUGCUGGAUGCUUUGUUCCAAAGAACAUUAAAGCCAGAAAUCUUUCAAGACAAAGCAACUCGUCAAGCAGUAUCAUUGCUCUGCUCAAGAUGGGACUCAGGUAAUGUGCAUGACCCAGAGAUCAGUUGGGAACUAGUGGCAAUGGCACAAAACAUCACUUCUAGAUUAUUCCCUGAUUUUUAUUCUGGUCUUAAACGUCAUGGCUGGAACAUGAACACUACCCAGUUUGGCUCAGACGAGUGGAGACUGGACUGGGAAAAUCAAGACGAAGACAUUAAAGUUGUGUGAUAAGAGAAUUGAAUAUUGAAUAAUAUUGGAUUUAGCAUCUUUUUAUAGUACCGGUUUAACAGAUGACUGUCACACAAUAUAAAGAUCAAUUUACUUACAUAAAUAAAAAAUUUUUUUAAGAAGUACUUGCCAAGGCCACAUAAAUAAAAAAAAUAUUUUAAGAAGUACUUGCCAAGGCCACAUAAAUAAAAAGUAUUUAAGACGCAAUUGUUAAGGCCAAAUAAAUAGAAAAAAUAUGUUAAGUCUUUCUUGCCAAGGCCACCUUAUGCUCUACUUCAUCAUCAUUCAGAUCAAAUGAUAAAUGUGAAAUGAUAAAUGUUGAUGAUUGCCGGGCCUAUUCUGCUGCCUCUUGUUUUUAUCGUUUUCUUUUCAUUUGAGAAGUUCAGUGUCUG